AUGCCGACUAGUAGUCCGUUAUUCAAUAUAAAUGAAUUAACCGAUGAGCAACAGAAAAAAUUCGAAAUUGUGUAUAAAGAACUGCAAACGAAUUAUACGUCGUAUAUUGAGUUCAAAGGUAGUUUACAAUUGAAGAAUCCGAUGGAACAAGAAGAAGAGGAAAACGAAUGGCAGUAUCAAUUGUAUCGGUUUCUUCGAGCACGCAAAUGGAACAUUGAACAUACGAUAAAAUCGAUUCUAGAAAUGCUGAAAUGGCGAAUGGAUAAUCGAGUGGAUGCCAUUCUCGAACAAGAGAAAAUCGCUGAACGCAUGGCCACUCUUCGAAAAAUAGUUCCAAAUGCGAAUCACGGAUACACUAAAGCCGAUCGACCACUCUACAUCGAAAAAUCUGGUAUUAUCUCCGUCGACAAAAUCUUAAGCAGUUUUCAACACGACGAUCUAAUCGAAUGUCAUCUCUACUGGUUAGAAUUAUACUCUCAACUAGCUCGACAACGUAGUCGACAAAUCGGCAAACACGUGGAAAGUUUCGCUAUCGUUUAUGACUUACAUGGAUGUAAACUUGACAUGAGAAAAAUGCUUCCACUUUUAAAACAAUCACUUUUCAUCGAUGAUAAUUACUAUCCGGAACGUUUAGGACAAUUAUUUAUUAUAAACCCGCCAUUGAUCUUUCCGACACUUUGGAGCAUAGUCAAGCAUUGGGUGGAUCCUGUGACGAAAACGAAGAUCUUAGUUUUGAAAAAAGGCAUCGAGACAACUACGACGCUAUUGCAAUAUAUCGAUGCAGAACAAUUACCGAAAGAAUAUGGCGGAAGUUGCCAAUCAUGUUCAACUAUAUCUGAAUGCAUCCCGGUAGAUGAAAAAUGA
Molecule: messenger RNA, 864 nt
Organism: Adineta ricciae
Lineage: Eukaryota; Metazoa; Rotifera; Eurotatoria; Adinetida; Adinetidae
Source: the annotation of a GenBank genome assembly